This is a messenger RNA of Nanorana parkeri, 2251 nucleotides long. It is a transcript of the gene PODXL2, whose product is annotated as podocalyxin like 2. The coding region runs from base 225 to 1760 and encodes 511 amino acids. The transcript is spliced from 9 exons. NCBI's taxonomy places the organism in Eukaryota, Metazoa, Chordata, Amphibia, Anura, Dicroglossidae. The record is from RefSeq and is a predicted model, not a curated record.
AAGGACCCUUACCAGAUCGACAGCAUUUCCUGCUGCUUGAUCACUUGGCCAUGCCAGUCCGAAUUCCAGCACUGCCCGGUUGUAGACUGGCACUGGCCGCUAAAUCGGUGACUGCACAGUGAAGAAAGCCUUGGGGUAGGACGUUGGCAUCUGGCUCCGAACAUCCGUUCCUGGGAGAAGGAGAUGCCCGCUGAUCUAAGGGUGGGCACACACUGACAUCAACAAUGCUGCAAGCUUGGCAACUUGUGUUGGGACUCGUCCCUUUCCUCUUGGUGAGCUGUGAAGAGCCCAGCUCAGAAGGACUCUCCUCCACCUCUCUGGUGGACCUCCCCUCAUCAUUGACCACCGUAGAGACCUUGGAUUCUACAGAACGUGGCAGUGACAGGUACUCAGAGACCGACGUCCACCAUGACUUGCUCCACACGCCUCAAGGCUCUGGCUUUUCCAGCCAGGAGACAGAGGAGAUCUCCAUCUUCCAAUCCCCCAAAUAUUUCUGGGAUGAUGACACGAGAAAGGUGAAUGGAACCAGCGAUGAUAGCGGGACACAAACAGCCGAACCCGUGUCCACAGACAGCAGGGUCACCCAAGAUGAGACAAGCACUUUGGCUAAAGAAGUUUUGGAAACGUCUACAACAUGGUGGCCCACAGAGGCCAGCGAGACUCCCGGACCAGUAUCCCCAGUCAUUAAAGUCCUUGCCAAGGAAGACCCCCUACAGCCCAUACACGACGACACAACAUCUGUAGUCCCGGACCUGGAGGAGAGGACGGCUCCUAGGAUGACAUCCACCUUUUCCAACCCAACUGCCAAGCCGCCUCGAAAGAACAAGAAACAUUCUGGGUCCAGAGGCCAUCACGCUGGUCACAAGUCAGAGUCCGAACUUCAUCCCGGACCUCCUGCAGAUUCACGGGGUCAUGGUGCGGGACAUUUCCCCCCCGGACACAUGAGCAAUGAAAGUAUGGCGGCCAACCAAUCUUUGCCUGCUGCCAACAGCAAAGAGAAGCCUGAUAUUCCGGCAGUGUUUUCCACUCAACGGGAAGAAGACCCAACAAAGGCUGUGGCCCCCAUGCAGCUGUCACCAAGUACAGAGCAGGUAAUCUGCAAAGACUGGAUAAAUUUGGCCGGAAAAAAUUACAUCAUCCUGAACAUGUCGGACGAUAUCGAUUGCGAAGAGUUCCGAUGGAGAAAAGGACAACAGUUGCUGUCUCUCCUGGAGGGGGCGCUGUCGUGGAAGUCAGAACCACCCCAGAGGGACUGGGUGAUCUUCCUGAGCAAGCCUAAUGAGAACGACAAUCACCUGCUAAUGACGGUCACAGAGGAGGAGCGUGUGGUCCCUGCCAAGGACGUCUUUAUGGCGCUGGGUGACAUAAAACUAAGCCUCGCGGAGAUCGGGAUCGAAAGUUACUCCAGCACGGUCAGCUGCCAGUCGCGCCCCAGUCCACCCCGGAGCGAUUACGGCAAACUCUUUACUGUUUUGGUCAUCAUCGGUUCCGUGUGCGUCAUGAUCAUCGUCGCCGGGCUCAUAUACAUAUGCUGGCAAAGGCGUCUGCCCAAAAUGAAAAACAUGGAGCUCCAUUUCGUGGAGAAUGGCUGCCACGAUAAUCCCACCCUAGACGUGGCGAUGGACGGCCAGUCGGAGAUGCAAGAGAAGAAAGCGAGCAUCAACGGCGGCACGGCGCACCAGGCCGACGGCUGGGAGACCCUAAUCAACAAGACGGACAAAGAAGAGAACGACCCCAUGGAGGAGGACACCCACUUAUAAAGGCCAAGCGACAGCCCGGUCUGUAGGCAGAACUUUGAUUGGCCGAGGGGCAACUCCGGGUCGCGUCAAUUCACAAUCCCCCUCUCCCCCCCUUCCCCAGAUGCUGGGACUAACACGUAAUGGAGUUUGUCGAUUUGUAGCAGCACAGAAUUCUAGAUAGAGCACACAGUGUCAGUGACUAUUCAUAAGCUGGUCCGCGGUUUACAGUGUUUGAUAUGAUUGCACUUUACUCUUCCAAAGAUUAAAUUCAGAGUCGGCUCACCAGCGUAGUGCUAUCUGCCAGCCUUUUUCCAGAGCGGCCUGGGCUGGACAGAGCGUCGUUUUUAGAUUAGGAAUUGUACAUUUUGUGUCCCCUGUGGUGGUGUAGGACUGGGAUCGCUUUGAAAGGCACAGACCACAUCGAUUGUCCUGCCUUGCUAUGCCAACCGUAUGUAGUUUGUAUUCUUACAGCUUGCUACCAAGCCCGCUGGGCAAAUUACGGAAAUCGUAAA